AUGCCGCUCGCUACCCCACUGCCACCGCCUCUGCCACCGCCGCCCGAGCAGUCCCGACUGAGCCCGGCAGGAUCGCUCUGCCUUUUCCGCAACAUCAUUCCAUUAAUCGCCGCGAGGCAAGAAAAGGCUCUGGGCGCCGGGGCUGCCGCUGCUGCGGGGAGCGGAUCGCUCUGCCUUUUCCGCAACAUCAUUCCAUUAAUCGCCGCGAGGGGGCGGGCAGCGGCGGGGCCGCGGCACCGAGCGCCCUGUGCGGGCUGGCAGGCUUCUGGCGGACGGACGCGUUCCCGUUCCGCCGGCGCGGUAACGGAGCAAAGGCAGUGUCACUGUGGUAACGACAGCGGGCUUUCCUUCGUCAGCGGGGGCUCCGGCUGGCUCCGCUUCGACUUAGUGAAAAAGCCCAGCUGCUUGCUAGCCAUAAUUGGUGCUGUAAAUAUGAAGGAUGAUGACAUUGAAGAGGGGGAUCUUCCUGAACACAAGAGGCCUCCAGCGCCAAUAGAUUUCUCGAAAAUUGAUCCAGGCAAGCCUGAAAGCAUCCUGAAGCUGACGAAAAAGGGGAAGACUUUGAUGAUGUUUGUCACGGUGUCGGGGAAUCCCACAGAAAAGGAGACGGAAGAGAUUACUAGCUUGUGGCAGGGCAGUCUCUUCAAUGCAAACUAUGAUGUGCAAAGGUUUAUUGUUGGCUCAAAUCGUGCCAUCUUUAUGCUACGUGAUGGCGGUUAUGCCUGGGAGAUCAAAGACUUUCUGAUAAAUCAAGAAAGGUGUGCGGAUGUUACUCUGGAAGGUCAGGUUUAUCCUGGCAAAGGAGCAGAAGAAAGUGAGAAAGUGAAAAACAAAACAAAACCUGAAAAAACAAAGAAGAAAAAGGACGGAGACAAGAAAUCUAAUAGCAUCAAAGAGGACAACCGAGCAACCAAACAGAGAGAGGAUCUAUGACGGCCGCGUUAACCAGACUGAAUACUGCUCUGCUGUUCCUUGAAGGGAAACUAAAUUUCCAUACAAUUCCUGGCUUUAUGGGGGGGGGGAAAGGAAGGAAGCAGAGAUUACUGAGGUUAAAAGACUUGUAUGUUGAAAUUCACCAGUUUACUUAUUAAUGUUGGCUAUUUGUUUAGUUACAG
Messenger RNA from Nipponia nippon (crested ibis), 1115 nucleotides. NCBI's taxonomy places the organism in Eukaryota, Metazoa, Chordata, Aves, Pelecaniformes, Threskiornithidae. The record is from RefSeq and is a predicted model, not a curated record.